AUGUCAAGGAAACGAGAAGAUGAACAGCUGACGGUUUCUGUAAGCGGCGAAGAAUUUUCUUCGUCGGAAGAAGAGAAUGAAGUGUUUUCUGAAGAACCAUCAGCAGUGAUGAAGCCUGCUCUGGCCACCGCAAUAGAGAAGCAAGUUAAGACGAAGCCUGCUCUUGCCGCAGCAACGGAGAAGGAUUCCGAAAGUGGUUCGGAAUCUGAACUUGACAAGGUUGUGACGAAGCCAUCUCUCGACGCCACAACAGAGAAGGAUUCCGAAAGUGAUUCUGAAACUGAACCCGAGAAGGUUGUGAUGAAGCCUUCUCUCACUGCCACAAAGGAGAAGGACGAGAGGGUGGUGACGAAGCCUCCUCUUGCCGCCGCAGCGGAGAAGGAUUUCAAAAGUGAUUCCGAAUCUAAACCCGAGAAGGUUGUGACGAAGCCUUCUCUCGCCGCCACAACUGAAAAGGAUUCCAAAAGUGAUUCUAAAUCCAAAUCAGAGAAGGUUGUGACAAAGCCUUCUCUCGCCACCCCAAGAGAGAAGGAUCCCAAAAGUUAUUCCGAAUAUGAACCCGAGAAGCGCCCUGUAAACGAAUCCUCAGUGAGAAAGCGCUCCCGCUCCUAUGAGUCAGACGAAGGAGGAGUGUCAGUGAAGAGUGUCAAGGUCGUGUUAGUGGAGAGGAAACCAUACUUCCAACGUCUAUGGACUGAAGAUGAUGAGAUGCUUGUCUUACAAGGUGAUGAUCCAACAUUUGUCAACGCUCGUGAUCACAAGGCCUUUGACUUGUCUAAGCUUGAUUGGUUAGCUCGUAAAUAA
Messenger RNA from Camelina sativa (false flax), 804 nucleotides. The record is from RefSeq and is a predicted model, not a curated record. Lineage: Eukaryota; Viridiplantae; Streptophyta; Magnoliopsida; Brassicales; Brassicaceae.